This is a messenger RNA of Prosopis cineraria, 2720 nucleotides long. RefSeq lists its product as uncharacterized. The transcript has 2 exons. Bases 388 to 2340 code for a protein of 650 amino acids. NCBI's taxonomy places the organism in Eukaryota, Viridiplantae, Streptophyta, Magnoliopsida, Fabales, Fabaceae. The record is from RefSeq and is a predicted model, not a curated record.
GCUCACAACUUAAAAAUGCGCCUGAAGCUGCGGCGUUACUGCCGUCGGCUGACUUCUUGAUGAAUUUUCUUCAAGUUUUCUCGUCCCUCAGAAAAUGAUCAAAACUUUUCCCAGAAAUGAUCGAGCAGACAGACCAGGCAAAAGCUACAAUUUUUAUCUUAUUUCUCCGUUCUAUCCAAAAGUUUACAUAGCUGCCCCGCGAAAACGAUAGCUCCAAUCAUUUAUCGUCAUCAUCCUUAUUCCUCCCGUACAGCGUAAAGCUAUUCCGAGUUCCGACACACAUUUCUGUCUUCUCUGACAUCUCUCUGGGUUUUCGGUUUCGUCAUCCAUCUUCCUGAGUUGCUUUUAAUCAGCUUAGGAACUGGAUUUGGACCUUUACAGUUGAAUAUGGAGCUAGUUCCUUACGCAGACCCCAAUUCCACCUCCCCAGCAUGGCAGGACAUGUUCCGAUCCGCAUCCAUCAGGAAGCCAUCCUCAACUCCUACAUCCCAAGCGCCGACGCAGCAAUCAAACGCGCCACCGAAAGCCGACGACCCAGAACGGAAAUCCACACUCCCAGGCGAUCCCCAGGUGCGCCUUGCCCUCUACAUAGCCAUGGCCCACGCUGGGCUUGCCUUCGCCAUUUUUAUACUAUACACUGUGUGUAAGCUCUUGGAAGAAUAUCUUCGACCCCUUCAGUGGGCUGUGCUGUGCUCUAUUCCUCUGAGAGGAAUUCAGCAAACCCUCGUUGCAUUUUGGUCUGAACCCUUGAAUUUAGGCCUUACAGAGACUGUACUCGCAAUUCCCGUUGCUAUAUUUGGGGUUUUUGUCGGAACCCUUGUUGAAAUUCGCGAAGCACUUUUCAGGUUUCUUCUUAGAAAACCUAAAUCUGAGACUCCAAGAAGGAAGCGAAGCGGGUUUUCCACUAUACUUCGUUUGCUAUUGUCCUUUGAGAUAUUCAUAAUUGCAUAUGAGAUACUUGGGAGUUUUGGGUCUUUAUCGCUUCUGGGAUUAGCCUUUGUUUUUAGCUCUAGAAGUAUAAAUUCGACUAUGUCGACAUUGUCUUCCUUUAGGAGUAAUAGCUUCAGGCGCAGUAAGAUUAGUGCUUUUUUCACUCGAGGAAUUCUAAAAAGAUUGAAAACCAUUGUGGCAGUUGGAUUAAUUAUUGGUAUGAUUAUGGGGUUUUUGGUUGGUGUGAUAUUCUUUUCUUAUAAGAUCGGAGUUGAAGGGAAAGAUGCUGUGAUUUCGCUGAAAUUACAUGUAGAGAAGAGCAAUUAUGCUGAGAAAUUUGGUGUGAAGCAGUGGAUGGAUGAGAAUGAUGUUCCUGGCAUGGUAGACAAGUAUACUGCCAAGUUAUAUGAGACAGUAUUUGAUCAGAUAGAUGGCUUGGCUAUACAAUAUAAUAUGACCGAAUUUGUGACUGGCAUUAAGCAUUUUGUGACUAAUGCACCUGUUAACUCUUCAGAACCUUCAACGUCUUUAAUGGCUCCGUCACGAUACACUGAAAAGCUCUUGAGCUUGAAAAGCCGGAUUAGAAACCGGGAGUGGAGUCAUAUUUAUGCAGAACUGGAUACCAUUUUUAGAGAAGUUAUAAUUACUCGUGAGGAUUUAAUCGUGAAGGCAAAAGGAUAUGCAGUUAAAGGAAUGGAAGUAUUUCAAGGUGUUUUUGCUAGUAGUAGAACUGUGCUCGGCAGUGGUGCAAAAUUCAUGUUCUCCAUUGUGAAUUCUGUAAUUUCUGGAGCUGCUGAGGUUUUCAACUUUGUAUCGCAGUCGGUGGUUUUUUUCUGGGUUUUAUAUUAUCUCAUCACAUCAGAAUCUGGAGGAGUAACACAGCAAGUGAUUUAUAUGUUUCCGAUUUCUAGCUCAGCUAGGGUCAGAUGUGUUGAAGUUCUGGACAAAGCUAUUUCUGGAGUCCUUUUGGCCACAGCUGAGAUUGCAUUUUUUCAAGGAUGUCUCACUUGGCUCCUAUUUAGGCUAUACAAAAUACAUUUUCUGUACAUGUCAACCGUACUUGCCUUCAUCAGUCCUCUGCUACCGAUAUUUCCAUCAUGGCUCGCAACAAUUCCAGCAGCCACGCAACUAUUGCUGGAAGGAAGAUACAUAGUGGCCAUUCUCUUGUCUGUGAUUCACCUUGUCCUAAUGGACUAUGGUGCAUCAGAAAUUCUGGAAGAUGUUCCUGGGAAUAGUGCAUACCUUACUGGUCUCAGCAUCAUUGGUGGAAUGACCUUAUUCCCUUCCGCUCUCGAGGGUGCUAUAAUGGGGCCACUGAUAACUACAGUGAUGAUUGCUCUAAAGGAUUUAUAUGUGGAAUUUGUUUUGGUGGAACCAGAGGAGAAGAUGAACCAGCAGAAAGAAAGCUAAGCAUGGGAUGUGUCCACAGAUCAGUAAUAUGAAGCCUGUAAGCUGAUGAUUUGUUCAUAACUGCAUUGUUGUCUGUAUCAUUAGGCUCUUUAUUCUUAUAUUUGAGUUGAAAAGUAGGGGCUUAAGGCUUUCUCUAUUACUUUCUUGCGAUCCAUUCUUGUGAAUUUCUUAAAGUGAGUAUAGUUGUAAAUUGAUUCAUGCGUUUCAUACCUGGAAGGAUGAUUUUGAAUAGUAGUACAAAAGCACUAGCAAAGAGAAAAUUGAGUGUAAACUUUUUUUUUUUUUUUGGGUGAAAUUUAGUGUAAACUUAGUUAGAAAAUUGAGACCAUAAAUUUUUAGUUGUACUUUUUAUUGGAUUAAACUGUUGAGAUGGGUUUCUU